This is a messenger RNA of Impatiens glandulifera, 1539 nucleotides long. RefSeq names its product protein ASPARTIC PROTEASE IN GUARD CELL 1-like. Gene Ontology annotation, molecular function: aspartic-type endopeptidase activity. The transcript is spliced from 2 exons. The record is from RefSeq and is a predicted model, not a curated record. Bases 76 to 1536 code for a protein of 486 amino acids. Gene Ontology annotation, biological process: proteolysis. NCBI's taxonomy places the organism in Eukaryota, Viridiplantae, Streptophyta, Magnoliopsida, Ericales, Balsaminaceae.
CUCUUCUUUCUCCUUCCCCUUUAUAAACCACUCAUUUCCCGGCCAUCUCAAAUAUCUCAUCUUUCUCCGGCAACAAUGGCUGACCGGAGCUAUACACUUCUCCUCAUCCUCUUCUUCCUCUCUCUUUUCCUUCACUCCACCUUCUCCCGCUCACUAACCCACACCACCAAUCUCCUCGACGUCGCCGCUUCUACUCAACGCACUCUCGAUCUUCUCUCUUACAACUCACAAUCCUCACACAAUCUGGAGGAGAUGAAACCAGUAGUCACUUCAUCAUCUCUCUCAUUCUCUCUCCAUCCCCGUUCCUCCGUUCACAAGCCACUCCACGGUGAUUACGCCCAAUUGACAAAAUCCCGUCUUGAUCGUGAUUCUUCCCGGGUUAAGUCACUCUAUAACAAGAUCGAGUUAAUUCUCGCCGGAGUUAACCGGUCGGAGCUUAAACCGGCUGUGUCAAGUGAACUGUUAAGGCCGGAAGCUCUUGAGACGCCGAUUACGUCCGGUGUGAUUCAAGGAAGCGGCGAGUAUUUUUCUCGGGUCGGGUUUGGUCAACCCGCUAGAGAUUACUAUAUGGUUAUUGAUACAGGAAGUGAUAUUAGUUGGUUACAAUGUAAACCCUGUUAUGAUUGUUAUCAACAAACUGAUCCAGUAUUUGACCCGACUGCUUCGAGUUCAUACAGAUCAAUCUCAUGUGGGUCGACUCAGUGUUCGGCUUUACAAGUAUCGGGUUGUCGGGCAGGGGUUUGUCAGUACCAGGUUUCUUACGGCGAUGGAUCUUACACUGUCGGUGAUUUCGCAACGGAAACGAUGAUGUUUGGGAAUUCGGGUACUGUUCCAAAUGUGGCAAUUGGUUGUGGGCAUAAUAAUGAAGGGCUGUUCAUCGGAGCCGCCGGACUUUUAGGACUCGGCGGUGGAUCUUUGUCGUUGCCGUCGCAGCUUAGAGCUAACUCGUUUUCGUAUUGUUUAGUUGAUCGUGACUCAAGAGAUGCUUCAACUCUUGAGUUUAACUCGUCCCCACCUGGUGACUCAGUUUUCGCACCCCUGUUACAGAAUUCACGUGUUCAUACCUACAUGUAUGUUGGAUUGACAGGGAUUAGUGUCGGCGGGCAUAUGGUGGACAUAUCUCCAUCUGUAUUCGCUGUCGAUGAAUCAGGUAGCGGCGGGAUAAUAGUUGAUUGUGGGACAGCGGUGACUCGGUUACAAACUCAGGCAUACAACAUGGUUCGUGACUCGUUCAGGAGUUUAACUCAGAACCUACCUUCGUCGGCCGGAUUCGUUAUAUUUGAUACAUGUUACGAUCUAUCUUCGAUGACGACGGUGAGCGUACCAACGGUGGCGUUUCAUUUUGGGAACGGAAGAACGCUUCCAUUAAGAGCGGCGAAUUAUUUGAUACCGGUGGAUUCCGGCGGGAAGUAUUGUUUGGCUUUUGCUCCGACGGAUAGUUCGCCGUCGAUUAUUGGGAAUAUACAGCAACAGGGGACACGUGUCAGUUAUGAUCUUGCGAAUUCUGUGGUUGGAUUUAGUUCUAAUAAAUGUUGAAGA